GGGAGGUGCCGGGGCCGUUUAAGCGGCCUCCCUCCCGCCCCCAGCCGCCGGGUCUGGCCCCGGCCCUGUCCCGACCCCCGGCGUGGCCCACUCCGGCCCUCCCGGGUAGAGCAGCUCUGCCGGGCUCGCAGGCGGCCGCCGGAGCAGCCCAAGCCCAUGAGGGCCGCGCGCCCCGCCACCGGCGCUGACGAGACGGAGCUCCGGGGCCGCGCGGAGGAGCGGAGGAUCAAUGCGGUUCCAGAGUCGAUUCCAGCGUUUCAUGAACCACCGGGCCCCAGCUAAUGGCCGCUACAAACCAACUUGUUAUGAACAUGCUGCUAACUGUUACACACAUGCAUUCCUCAUUGUUCCGGCCAUUGUGGGCAGCGCUCUCCUCCAUCGGCUGUCUGAUGACUGCUGGGAAAAGAUAACAGCUUGGAUUUAUGGAAUGGGUCUCUGUGCCCUCUUCAUCGUUUCCACAGUGUUUCACAUUGUGUCAUGGAAAAAGAGCCACUUAAGGACAGUGGAACAUUGUUUUCACAUGUGUGAUAGAAUGGUUAUCUAUUUUUUCAUUGCUGCUUCUUACGCUCCAUGGUUAAAUCUCCGAGAACUUGGACCACUGGCAGCUCAUAUGCGUUGGUUUAUCUGGCUCAUGGCGGCUGGAGGAACGAUUUAUGUAUUUCUCUACCAUGAAAAGUAUAAAGUGGUUGAGCUCUUUUUCUAUCUCACAAUGGGGUUUUCUCCAGCCUUGGUGGUGACGUCAAUGAACAACACCGACGGUCUUCACGAACUUGCCUGUGGGGGCCUAAUUUACUGCUUGGGAGUUGUGUUCUUCAAGAGCGACGGCAUCAUUCCAUUUGCCCACGCCAUCUGGCACCUGUUCGUGGCCACGGCAGCUGCAGUGCACUACUACGCCAUUUGGAAAUACCUGUACCGAAGUCCCGCAGACUUCAUGCGCCAUCUGUGACCAGUCCGUGCUAGGUCUCCAGGCCAGUAUCAUCUCAGCUGUGGCACUUAGGAGUGGGGCAAGAGGUGAAGAUUGCACAGGGGAAAAAAAUGAAGCAACUGCACUGACUUUCUUUAUGUCUUUUGAAUAGAAUUACUGUGAAAGUAUAAAAGCUUGUUCUGGGAUUGCCCACCCCCACCCCUCCCAGCUAACAAAUAAGUAGAGAAUCAAUUAUUCAUUCCAUCCCACAUCCCACUGUUAUGAAGGACUCUGGAUAGAUUUGGCCAGCUGAUGUUUACAAACCAGAAUUUUGUAUUUUAAUUUUACAGAUUUUACUACAUGAUUUUUCUAAAUUUCUAGGUGAGGUUGUAAAAGUCAGUGCAAUAAGAAAAUUUCCUUUUUAAGAGGAAAAAUUGUUUUUAUCACUUUCCCAUUCACUGUGUAAAGAAUCGUGGACAGAACUCACACAACUCUUUACCAUGUUUCAUCUCGGCAUAACAUGGUUGUUUUUUAAAUAGUAGCUUUAGGGUUUUGUAAAUUUAAAAAAAUAUACUUCAUUGAAGCAAAUCUCUGUGGUUACUCAUGCAUGUUGUGAAUUUCACAGCAACCUAUCAACAUUCCACAAGUGAACAAACAUUAUACCUCUUCUGACAGUUUUAUUAAAUAUGGAGAAAUUGCCAAUUUUCAAACACUGCAGUUUUCCAAACUUCUGCCAACCUCUAACUCUGAAUUCAGUGCUGCUUUGGGCCAUAUACAGGACCUAGUUUGGUUUACCAAUGAUGGAAAAGUAUUUUGAUAUCAUUCACUUUUUCAAAAGAUCCAACUUUUCUCUAUGCCUUUGCCAUGUUUUCUUCAGGGUCUCUUUCAAUAGGGGAUGAGUAAUCCAUCUGUAUUACGAUAGUCUUAUUGGGGUAGCCAUCUGCUGAGCAUUGAGAGUCGCAGUGAAUAAUUGCUUUUUUGCCUGCUUGGUGCCCAGUGGUGAAGUCAUUGUCACUUGGCUUUGUAGUACCUGUUUGAUAAUCAUUUUAAAUUGUGGGGCUAGAUGUAUAAAUUCACAUUCCUACCUUUCUUCUGCAUCUCUCAGUAUAUUGCUUUUUGUUUUGUUUGUAUAACAGAAAAAUAUUUAAAACACUGACAAGUAGAAACUCAUGUCUAUAGUCCAUGAGUUAUAUUCUGACUCAGUGGAGUGGUAUUUAUAUAUGUAUAUAUCAUUUUUGGUUUUGCCCCUAUUGUCUUAUAUUAAGAUUAACAAAUUAGUGGCUUUAUUGAUUAAUCGCUCUUGUUGGUGUUUUAAGAAAUGAAAUAACCUUGCCUUUAGAUCAGGUGCCCAUAUUGCCUGUUUUUCUAGUAAUGGGCUUGCUCACUGGACUUGCCAGUCAACAAUAAGCUUAUUAACUGAAAAAUUAUACUGAUGCAGCUUUAAAAGAUAAUUUAUUUGAUGUGUAUGUUUAGAAUGCUGUUUGGUGAGUUGUAGGGGAAUGAGGAGCAGAAGAACUGACACUUCCUGGUGAAUUCUUAAAAAGGCAAGAUACCUAGUGAUGACACUAGUCACAUCAGCCCUGUAUGCAUGAUUCUGAACAUCUGGGUACCUGUUGUUUUAUUGUGCAUAUUUUCCUGUUAAUAUGUUAAGUUUUGUGGAUUCAUUGAAAGUCUACUCGAAAGUAACACUAUCAAUACCACUCAAAUGUAUGUAAAAUAUUGUGCUGUAGAGUAAAAUAAAAUUUUACUUGGAUUUAU
Molecule: messenger RNA, 2662 nt
Organism: Heterocephalus glaber (naked mole-rat)
Lineage: Eukaryota; Metazoa; Chordata; Mammalia; Rodentia; Bathyergidae
Gene: Mmd
Product: monocyte to macrophage differentiation associated
Cellular component (GO): membrane
Molecular function (GO): pore-forming activity
Source: RefSeq, a predicted model, not a curated record